Molecule: messenger RNA, 1154 nt
Organism: Ziziphus jujuba (common jujube)
Lineage: Eukaryota; Viridiplantae; Streptophyta; Magnoliopsida; Rosales; Rhamnaceae
Product: transcription factor HEC3
Exons: 1
Coding region: 334-999 (221 amino acids)
Biological process (GO): regulation of DNA-templated transcription
Molecular function (GO): DNA-binding transcription factor activity; protein dimerization activity
Source: RefSeq, a predicted model, not a curated record
UCAUUCUCCUUCUCUCUCUCUUUCUCUCUGUCUCUCUCUCUCUCUCUCUCUCUCACUCAUACACACACAUAGACAAACAAACCUACAUUAUCUGUCACCAAAGCCCCUAAAAGAAACAAAAUACCUGAAAGGGUUUUCCUUCACAACUCACCAAACCCCUCAUCUCUUGUUCUUAUACAGAAAAAAAUGGUAAACUAUUUUGUGUUAUCAUUCAUGUAUAUAUCUCUCUAGAGCCACUUCAAGAAUUCAUCCAAUAAGAAUUCAUUUUCCUCUUUGUUUUUCCCCCCCUUCAUUUCUACUCAGAAAACUCAUCCCCUCCAAGUUAUAUAUGCCAUGGACACCAACUCAACCUGGAAUAAUCUUCAUCAUAUGACCAUGGAAGAAAAUACCAACCACCAACACCAAAUUCCCUCCAAUUCAUUUUGGCCAAACUAUCCUUUUGAACCGCAUCAAAUACCUACUCCAUCAUCAAAUUUCACAAGUAGCGGUGAUCAUCAUCAGAUAGGGAAUCAUCAGUUGGAAGAAGAGGACGAGCAAGAAGAAGAAGAAGAGUUGGGAGCUAUGAAGGAAAUGAUGUACAAAAUCGCGGCGAUGCAGCCUGUGGACAUUGAUCCGACCACAAUUCGUAAGCCUAAACGACGGAAUGUCCGGAUUAGCGAUGAUCCACAGAGCGUGGCGGCGCGUCACAGGAGGGAACGAAUAAGCGAGAAAAUCCGAAUCCUACAAAGACUUGUUCCAGGUGGAACCAAGAUGGACACAGCUUCCAUGCUAGAUGAAGCCAUUCGGUACGUCAAGUUCUUGAAGAGACAAAUCCGUUUGCUCCAAUCAAACCAAUGUGUGGGAAAUUGGGCUUUUGCACCUAACAAACCACCUGGCUCGUCUAGUGACGCCGCGAUGACGAACACCACCGCCGGAGCUGCCGGAUUUGGGUUUGGAGGAGCCAACAGGGGAGAUGGUGGUUUGUCCUAUAAUAAUCAUGAGGUAAUUAGUGAUGAUUAAGUGGGAAAUUAGUAAUUAUUCUGGUAAUUGUAAUUAAGGCAAGUGUACACAGAGUUUGAAGUUUUUAAUUUUUAGUGUUAAAAAAAAAAGAAAAAAGUGAUGGAUUUUCAUGUGGGAGAGGAAAAUGGCUAGCUAGCUGUUAGGAUAUUGUUGAC